CAGUUAUUUAGUGCCGCACUGGUGCAAUGAUAGGGAGAAAAAAGCAGCGGUCUUCCAAAAUGCAUUACUUUCCCCCUGGAGCUUCGCAUCAUGUUUUGUAGGAAUAACUCGUGUAGUGUUAGUAAUAAUACUGAUACUUCUCUAAUACUUAAAACACACAAAGAUGAAGGGUUACCCAGAUUAUGUUGUUGACUGUGCUGUGCGCUUCCUGAGUAAUUGUGUUGACCGAUUGUUACAUGAAAGCAACAAAAGGUAAACGUCAAGAAUGUUUGAUUGUUGAAAUCUUUCUGAACGGCUAUGGAAGGAAGAGAGUUUCUUCUCGUCAGUGGAUUUAUUGAUCUACGUUCACUGUAAAUUUUGUCCUCUUUGAUCGCUCGGCUUUGCACAGCAACCCUUACGGAAGCUAACAGUUCAUGUUUUGACAGCUCAACCUGUGUGUCUGCUAGCUAGCUGCCUACCUAACACUAACUACUUAUCGUUAGCUAACACUGACAGCACUAGCUGUGGGAGACUGCUCACUUUAUUGAUCAAGGACUUGGGAAAAGACAGUUUCUUCGUGGCAGCUGGCUUAAAGUAAGCUUACGUCAUGCAUGCAGCCAGCCUUCUAGCCUGCGCUUUGUUCAUCCCCAGCGCUUGAGAUAAUGUUCUACCCGUAGGUGGAGGGUUUUCCUCCUACUCCGUUUCUCCCCACUGCCCCCAUCAGUCCCAGAGUUCCCUAUGUUAACCCUGUUGAGCAUGUUUUACUAUAUCUGUCUGCGGCGGCGCUCCAGGAGUGGAACUCGAGGCGAGGCUCUGACCAGUCGACGGGCUGUGGAAUCUGGCCAGAGAGCGGUACUGCCAGUCAGUGUGGAGGUGGAGCAGUACGCCAAAGAGGUUUUGGACUUCAGCUCCCACUAUGGCAGUGAGAAUAGCAUGUCUUACACCAUGUGGAACCUGGCAGGGGUGCCUAACGUCUACCCCAGCUCAGGGGACUUCACCCAGACAGCUGUAUUCAGAACUUAUGGGACAUGGUGGGAACAGUGUGCCAGUGCUCCGCUGCCUUUUCGUCGCACUCCGAAAGGCUUCUACAGUAAGGAUUACAUUGAGCUAGGCUUUGAGGAGCCCGUCUACCCGACAGCAGUGGAGGUGUUUGAGACCUAUUACCCUGGAGCCAUCGUCCAGAUCCUGGCCUGCUCUCAUAAUCCUUUCACCCAGAACCCGCCUACUGAUGUCAGGUGGGAGGUGUUGUGGUCUGGCGAGCCCACCAAGGUGCUGACUCCACAGGCUCGCCAGUUUUCCCCUAAAAUAAAGCAUAUCGGCUUCCCAACCAACCUGUUGCGUCUAGAGGUGAACAGCUCUUUGCUGGACUAUUACACCGAACUGGAUGCUGUUAUCCUGCGUGGGGUAAAAGAGAGGCCCAUGCUGGCUCUCUAUAAAAUGCCCAUCAUUGACAUCAGUGACCUGAGCGACAGCGAAGAGGAGCUGUCUGAUGUGGGAGGUCCUUUCAGGCAAGGAGAUGGCAAGCACCAGAGGACAGGAAAUGGCUACUUUGACAAACUGCCAUAUGAGCUCAUCCAGCUGAUACUGAGCCACCUGACCCUGCCAGACCUCUGCCGUCUGGCCCAGAGCUGUAAGCUGCUGCACCAGCACUGCUGUGACCCGCUACAGUACACCCAGCUGAGUCUGCAGCCUUACUGGGCCCGGCUGAGUGACGCCUCCCUGGGACACCUGCAGAGCCGCUGCACCCUCCUCCAGAGGCUCAACCUGUCCUGGACCGGCAACCGUGGAGCCCUUACCCUGACGGGCUUCAGCAGUUUCAUGAAGGCCUGUGGUCUCAGCCUGGUCUGCCUGGAAAUGUCAUGCUGCCACUUCCUGAACGAAGCCUGUCUCGAGGUCAUCUCCCAGACUUGUCCUGGACUCCAGGAGCUCAACCUGUCCUCCUGUGAUCGUCUCCACCCACAGGCCUUCACGCACAUCUCAAAACUUACACGCCUCCGCAGGCUGGUGCUUUACCGAACAAAGAUAGAGCAAACAGCCAUCUUAAGCAUUGUGACUUUCUGCAUAGAGCUAAGACACCUCAACCUGGGGAGCUGUGUGAGGAUCGAAGACUAUGAUGUUGUAGCCAGUAUGCUGGCCACUCGCUGUCGCUCGCUGUGCUCUCUGGACCUGUGGCGUUGCAGAAACCUGACCGAUCGAGGCCUGACUGAGCUCGUCUCAGGGUGCAGGAUGCUGGAGGAACUGGACCUGGGCUGGUGUCCCACGCUGCAGAGCAGUACGGGAUGUUUCCAGCACCUCGCCCGCAGCCUUCCACGUCUGCGCAAGCUCUUCCUCACUGCCAAUCGCACUGUCUGCGACUCAGACAUAGAGGAGCUGGCAGCCAGCUGCCCCUGUCUGAGGCAUCUCGACAUUCUGGGUACACGGUCAGUGAGCGCCGCCUCACUGAAGAAACUCCUCCAGUCGUGUCCUCAGCUUGUCCUCCUGGACGUCUCCUUCUGCUCACAGAUAGACAUGCGCGUCGUCCAGGAGCUCUCUGGCCUCUUCCCCAAUGUGGCCAUCAAGAAAAGCUUCACUCAGUGACCCCAGCAUCGGCUCAUUUCCCACUACUGAGAUGUAGCAAGUGGAGGGAGGUACUGGUCAGCACAUACUGCCCCAGAGUGAUUCAGAGGCAGGUCAGAUGCAGGAGGAGAUUGCAGACCUGCCUCUGCUUGUAUCACGGACAAGAUCUUCUUUUAGCGGUCAGUAUAUAAAGCGGUGGGACUGGGCGAAGAGGAUUUUACUGGCUUUAGUGAACCUAAAUGACUGCAGAUUUGUAGGAGCAGGAUUAUACAACAUAAGACACUUGUAUUUUUGGGUGGGGGUUUUGUUUGUUUGUUUUUUAAAUCAGGGUUGUUGCAGUGAAGCUGCCACAUGUUCCCACAAUAUGAAUCAGCACUUACAGUAUGUAUUGCCAGAUAACACACGGCAAGGAAAUAUGCCUUACCACUAGAAAUCACACAUGAACAAAGCAACAUUUUUGAGAAAACUUCUUUUAAGCAUCUUUUUAGGAAAACAAAUGGAACACAAAGCGCUCAUACCUAUUACUGGACUUCACAUAAUAAUAUUAGCUACAGAUCAGGGCCUUGGUCAGUGCCUUGUUUGAUUGUGGAAUAUGAACGGGCUGGUUUAUAUAUGAAGGUCUUUCUGGUGGUGUUUAUCAGCAUUCACUCACUUUCAUUGAAUCAUAGUGGAUGGUGUUGCGUUCAAAGGGGCUUUAAAGGUGAAAACAGCUGCACUGGAUGCAAUGCACUGUGGUUAGUGUUAUUCUUUUUUUUUUUUUUACUUUAAUGAGACUAUCACAAGUUAAUAUGUGUUGCUACAAACUGCAGGAUCAUAUACAAGGAUCUCAUCAUUAAAUGUCCAUGCACUAGAGAUUUAGCGAUGGUGUGUUUUCAUCAAUGGGAAAAAAAUAAUUGUUUUUAUUUCCACAUGCUCUAAAAUUGCAGGAGUACAGAAAACACCUAAAGGCAUCAAAUCAAAAGAUACGCACACUGACUCAUUUGAAAUAAAAGCACAGAGAAGUAAUGAAGAUGCUAUUUAAGAUGACAUGAAACAAAUCUAAAAUCUUUUCCUCUCCAACUCUCAGUUAGGCACUUUUGGUCCAGCAGUUAACAUUUUCAGUAGGAUAAUAUGAAAGAAUUUCCAACUGUAUUACCUGGGCAGCUGUUAAUGUGUCACCACAUAUCAGACACUUCAGGUGAAUGUAAUAAUAUUCUAUAUUAAAUCCAAGUGUUAACAAGUAAGAAAUACAGGGGUAGUUAUUAACUAAAUUUAUGCUAUAUGCAUGUGUGGAACUGGAGGGCUUUGUUGGAUUGCUGUGUAGAUACAGUACAUCAGACAAUUCAGUGGACUAAAUGAAAUAGAAAGUUAAUGGUAAUCGGGGUGCUUGAUAAUUGGUUUUACUUGGACCUUAUAGGUUGUGUACACAUUUCAGUGUAAGCAAAUUGGGGCCUUUAGGCUAAAUGUUUGUUUCCUCAAGUUUAAAAGUCACUGGCUCCUCCACCAAGGUGAGAGCUCAGGCAGAGGAGUGUUUUCAGUGCUGUUUUUCUGUCAGCAAGUUUACACAAGCUGAGCUUCAUGAAACUUGGAGAGCUGGGCUCAGGCAUUAAAAUUAGCUGCAAAUGCAGAACACCUUCUUUGAAAGUGCAAGAUAGGCCCUCUGCAGUGUCAUAAUGUUAGUGCUGUUUCUGUUGUCGUUCCUGUUGAGCUCUGUCACUGCUGUCUGACUACAGCCGACUACAUAACCCACUCCGAUCAAAUUCCACCGCUGAGGAGGAGUGCUGUAAAUUAAGCCGAGGACGUAAUGUUAACGAGUGUAAGUUCUAUAUGUGACCUCAGUAUUUGUCCUCAAACUCAGGGGCUAUAUAUAAUCUCAUUUUCAUUCAAUGUCACUUUUUUAAAAACAUGUUUUACUCCAGAAACCAGCACAAAGGACAUCUUUACAGAAAGUAACACCAGACUUGAGUUAGCUUUAAGGUUACCGGGCUUUGGUGUUGCUCACAACAAACACACGUGACACAAAUCGUCAGUUAGCGCUGGUGUAACAGAGAUAUUAGUCUUAUUGAGUGUUGAAUGUUGCAGUAAUUGUAUGAAAAAUGUACUGCUGCUGAUUAUUUAUUUUUUGUAAUAUAUGAAGCCAAGGCUGCAGUGUGGGAGACGUGCUUGAAGAGCAUUUUUAUGUUUGAAACAAACUUGAAUUUUUAGUUGAAGCACAUGCUACUAGUCAAUAUUUGUGCCUUAUGCUCCUGUUUGAAUGUUGUGUCCAAGUGGUUUAGAUUGUGGUGAAGUGCUUCGCUUUUUUUUUUUUUUUUUAAUGCCCUUCAACCAAAGUAAUAACACAUUAACCUGGUCGUCAUCAGUCUCACACCUAUAUUUGACCAGUUUAUAUGCCAUAUACUUUAUAUCAGCCAUGUUAAUUAUUGCAAAGUGUAGAGCUAUAUAUGCAAAAAAUGGUUUAUUUAUAUUUCCCUGUGCAAUUAAAGUGUUAUUUAUACUCAUUAUUGAUUGAUGUUUAAAUGGUAAUAUACAAUUUGGGAAACUGUUUCUUGUUUUUUUGGGGGGGUAUUUUGCGUAGCUUAGCACUAAGAUUGAAAGUAUGCCUUUACCUAGCCUAACAUGAAGUGGAAAUGUUUUAGCCUGGCUCAGCAUAAAGACUGAAAACAUGCCUUUAGCCUGACUUAGCAGUAAGAAUGUCCGCUAAACCUCCAGUCACGCGGGCCUACAGACCAAUCAGCAACCUGUCCCCGGUAACCCAAAAUAUUCCAGGAACUUAAAAAAGACUGAAAUUCAGAUUUGAAUGCACAUAUUUUCCCAUCAGCCAGUUGCUUAAGCUUUAAGAAAUAAAUAUGGCAGCAACAUUUCCGUUCUGCAGCUACAGUCAUUACCUUUCUAAACACCUUAAAAAUGACUUCCUACACUGUUCCUGCUUCCAGUCUCUGUGCUGAGCUAGGCUAAAACCAGAGCAGUCCCGGCUGCGCAGAAGUCAAACACAUAUCGAUCUUCCAGUCUUGUUAUUGGUGUGGGUAUGGUUAAAUUGCUGCAUAAGGCUGAGAAAUUAAUACUUGGGUUAUUUCCAGUUUUGUUUUAAACAGGUGUGGUAACAGUAGCACACCAGCCCUUUCACUAAUGCAUCAGUUUUGCCCAGCCCACCCAAAUUUUUAAUACAUUUUGAUGUUUUUUUUUCUUUUUUGAAUUAAUCCUUUUUUUAUCCAGGUAAACAUCUCAUUUCGAAGAGAGACCUGGUAUCAUGUAAUUAUGUAAUUAUGUCAGUAAUGACUACUGCACCACAGUGAAAACACUGUCAGCGUUAUACUUUGUACAGCAACUAUCUGCAACAGCAUUAAUUUGCAAAGGCAAAACUAUUUAAAAAGUGAGCACCACUCUCAGAUCAUCACUGUUUGACCAGUGAUGCAGUUUGGUGUGUUUUUCUGAGGUGGCCCUAUGCUUUUUUUUUUUUUUUUUCUUCCUCUAAUGAAUAUGCAGUCUCUCUUCUCCCACUCUGGAUAUGUGAUCAACCUUUGUGCCAUGAACUGGGAGGACCUGCAGUGGCGCUCCCUCCGCUGCAGCGUGAAAGCCACUGUUGUGUAAAGAGAUUGUGUGCCUCUGUCGCGAUGAAAUGCGGUGCUUCACUUUCACCAGGUUUUAAAUAAACUGAAAGCUGAUGACUGA
Oreochromis niloticus (Nile tilapia) is the source of this 6183-nucleotide messenger RNA. It is a transcript of the gene fbxl4, whose product is annotated as F-box and leucine-rich repeat protein 4. Gene Ontology annotation, biological process: SCF-dependent proteasomal ubiquitin-dependent protein catabolic process. Gene Ontology annotation, molecular function: protein binding. Gene Ontology annotation, cellular component: SCF ubiquitin ligase complex. The coding region runs from base 718 to 2556 and encodes 612 amino acids. The record is from RefSeq and is a predicted model, not a curated record. The transcript is spliced from 9 exons. Lineage: Eukaryota; Metazoa; Chordata; Actinopteri; Cichliformes; Cichlidae.